Messenger RNA from Styela clava, 1126 nucleotides. RefSeq lists its product as uncharacterized. The record is from RefSeq and is a predicted model, not a curated record. NCBI's taxonomy places the organism in Eukaryota, Metazoa, Chordata, Ascidiacea, Stolidobranchia, Styelidae.
GUGUGGAAUGCUUGCAAAGGCAUUGAGGCUCUUUUAUUUCUUUACACAUUCCCUCGCAUACAAUAGGUUUACGAUCCAAUUAGGCUUUAGAAAACAAAACAACAAAAUUAAUUACUUCAAAUAAUGAAAUCUUUUCUUAUGAGUGGAUUGAUACUUCCGCAACCGUGGAACGUUCUCCACGACAAAACUCCUGUGGAGUAGUCGUCUGCAGAAUCAAAUCAGAAAUAGGCCUUUCAGUAAUAGUUUAGUGCACUAGAAACAAUGUCAUCUGCAGCAACUUCUCCGACGCCAACGUCACAACCACCUAGAAGUAUACGAAUGACGCCAUAUUCAGGUCGCCCCAUAGUGCGAUCUAUAAGCGCAGUUUCGUCAAUGGCAAAAUUUUCACACCUAACGAAUCGUUCCCCACUUCGUAUCCGAGAUUCUUUACCGGAUAUUCGACCACGUCCUCCGAUACUCCAAAUCAGAGAUCGAGAAAGUAGAUAUGUGUUGGAUGGGAUAAAGACGGAUGUGUACCAUAACAGCCCAUUCACAAGACCAAAACGAACGCCGAUUAUUCGACCAUACAAUGCAACAGAAGAUCGACAUUCAGCAGGAUAUUUCAGAUCUCCUGUAGUUCAACAAGUCAUGGGAAGGAUACAUUCCGCUGAUGAGUAUCGAAGGAUACCGCCAGAGAAAAGAGGGUUGCAUCGUUUGUCAGCACGAAGAAGAUCCAUGCCAACGCCACCACCAAUAGAGCUCGAUGAACGAGAAAGAGGUUUUGUGCUUGACAGCGUAAAAUCGGAACGUCGACGAAACAAGCAGAAUCCGAUUUACGUGGAGUAUAAUGCGAUGAAUGAUAUUCAUGCUCGUAGAUAUAUACAUCGACGAAUGGUACAAAGCUUGUUAAAAAGAACUGCUUUUUCUCCACAGAAGUUAUAUCCAACGAUAACAUUUUAUGCUCCGACGAAAAAUGAUAUCGUGGUAUGAUUUGGUUGUCAUACUGAUCUUUGUCCAGAACUUUCAGAAAGACAGUUCUUCCAUUGUGUAAGAAGGAAGCCAUGUUGUAUAUAAUAAAUCCCGACUGCAAUAUUAUUUUUUCACUCGUUUGUAUUAUUGAAAUAAAAUAUAAUGAUAAUGAUUUUGA